Molecule: messenger RNA, 1077 nt
Organism: Schistocerca piceifrons (Central American locust)
Lineage: Eukaryota; Metazoa; Arthropoda; Insecta; Orthoptera; Acrididae
Product: MFS-type transporter clz9-like
Exons: 1
Coding region: 1-1077 (358 amino acids)
Cellular component (GO): nucleus
Molecular function (GO): DNA binding
Source: RefSeq, a predicted model, not a curated record
AUGAAACAAAAUCCCAGUUUAAGUGUCCGAACCCCAGAGGGCUGCAGCUUAUCCAGAGCAACAUCCUUUAAUCGGUAUACUGUUUGGAAUUUCAUCAAAAACUUGAAAGACCUUUACCAGAGAUAUCCUACUUUCGCUGAUGGUACAAGGGUUUUCAAUCUAGAUGAAACCAGUACCUCAACUGUACCAGAUAGACUUCCAAAGGUAGUGGCACAAAAGGGAAGUAAACAGAUUUCUCAAGCUACUAGUGGAGAACAUGGUGUCUUAGUGACCACCUGUUGCAUAAUCAGUGCAGGUGGUACUUUCCUGCCCCCAGCAAUGACAUUUCGUCGAGUACAUUUUAAACAACAUAUGAUAAGUAAUGCACCAACAGGCACCCUGGGGUUAGCAACAAAGACUGGCUGGAUGAAUAGCAAACUUUUUGUGGAUGUCAUGAAACAUUUCAUCAACAAAUCCAGUAGUAGCAAAGACAAUCCUGCACUUCUAAUUUUAGACAAUCAUGAAAGCCAUCUGUCAAUUGAGGUAAUAGAUGCAGCAAAGGGCAAUAGAGUGGUUAUGCUAACUGUACCCCUACAUACCUCAAACAAACUGCAGCCUCUAGAUGUAGGAGUGUUUUCUUCAUUCAAUAGAACUUAUUACUCAGCAUUAAAUUCAAAACUCCUACACAGGAAAGGCACACCUCUCACUAUUUAUGAUGUAGCUGCAUGUGUCAAAAUUGCUCAUGACAGAUCAAUGACACCCACUAACAAACGUUCGGCUUUCAAGAAAUGUGGAAUAUUUCCAUUUGAUGAAGACAUCUUCACUGCCGAAGACUUUAUGGUCAGCAAAGUAACAGACAGGGUCGUGGAGAUAAACAGAACAACUUCAGAUGUUAAUUCUCUCCAUCAUAUCAAGGAUGCACAAUCUGCAGAACAAGCCUCAGUCGGUGUCAGCCAGUCACAAGAUCUGCAGCAAGCAGGACCAUCAGCAGUGCUUAACACCCAAACAGCUUUUCCUAAUGCAGUUUCUCCUGAAAUAAUUCGAGGAUAUCCAAAAGCAGAGAACAGAAAGAAGAACAAUAAACGUAAGAUAGGAUGA